AUGAGAUUCUUGAUUUUUCUGAGCGUGAUCGCUUUGAUCGUCUCUCUCACUCCAGCUCAAGCCUGCCCAAAGACUAGCAUAAACGUCAUGGCAAAUAAAAGUAGAAUUCUGUCAGUGAUAUUUGGCGUCUCAUCUGAACAAACCGAUCGAAAUGAUGAUCACCAAAAAGCGAACAAGGUUCCAAGCCGAAACACAACAUCAAUCGAAGAUGGGUCUUGUGAAAUAGAUCAGACUUUCAUUGCACUAACAGUGACAUUUACUUUCAUUCUCGUCAGCAUCGUCAUUUUCUUGAUCUUCCUCUGUAUUUAUUGCAAAUCAAACGACCAGCUAAUCCAAAGAGAGAUUGAUGCGAGAACAACAGCGGAGAGUCGGUUGAGAGAUACGGAAGAAAGGUUGCUGGCGGAGACCGGAGAAAAUGAAGAGACCAAGGAGAAACUGAAUGAGGCAUUGGAACUGUUGAGCAAAUUGAUUCCAAAAAUGGAGAAGCUCGAUGCUCAAGGAGCGCAACAAACUGAGUUGAAAAGAGAGUGCCGAGAAAUCGCUGAAAAUCUGAAAACGACACUUGGAGAACCACUCCCUGUGGUAAUUUUCGGAGCGGAAUGGAGACAAAAAGGAUUUCUCGUGCCUCUCUUCGCUGUUUUCAUGAGCACUGCAGUUGUUGCUGUCGUCCAGUCAAACAACAUUCCAGCACGGGCGAGCUUCUGGAGUGUUACUCUCUACUCCAUGGCAUCCAUCGGCUUCACCAGCAUGAGCGGAGCAAUUUGCGAUAUGAUGGAGCCUUUCUUGAAGAUCAGCAGGACACCUUCGAAAGUAGCCGUCUUCGGAGUCUUUGUCUUACUGUCUCUGUUCAUCGCUAAGAAGGAAUUCGCAUAUGCUCGCGAGUCACUGCCACCGUUUGAUCAAUCCUCAGAAGAAGACAUGGAGCACAUCAAGAACAUGACAAUUUUCUUCUUCGGAUUGAUAAACUGUCUGGUGGUCUCCAUCAGAUUGGAUAAAGCGAAAUAUGCGAAAACAUUCGUGGCGAUGUUCCUCUUCUUCUGGAUUGGCACCGUUUCUGCAUACCGUACAUUCCUUGGCUCAUACAGUAUCGCCGAGACAUUGAUCAGUAUUAUUAUGUUUUUUGCAGCGAGCGCUUCUCUUGGCUCACUUUUUGUAAAAUAUCACUAA
Messenger RNA from Caenorhabditis remanei, 1167 nucleotides. RefSeq lists its product as uncharacterized. The record is from RefSeq and is a predicted model, not a curated record. The transcript is spliced from 6 exons. NCBI's taxonomy places the organism in Eukaryota, Metazoa, Nematoda, Chromadorea, Rhabditida, Rhabditidae. The coding region runs from base 1 to 1167 and encodes 388 amino acids.